AGAUGAUGAGUGCAGAUGGGUUUAAAAAGGCAUUUGUACUUUACAUCUUUGCAGUAGUGAUGGACUUCAUCAUGGUGGUCAGUCAGGUCCAGAUAAGGAGAAGGCUGCUGUUAGCCACCUUCCUCUUUCUGUCUGUCUAUGGACAAACUUCAGGACCAUAUUUCAUGGUAACAUUUCCUGCAGUAAUAGAGUCUGGCUCUCAUGUAACAUUCUGUGCGAGUCUUCUGAAGCCUAAUGAGACUCUGCAAAUGGAUGUUUAUCUGGUUGAUGGCAACCAGAGUAGGACUCUUUUUCAAGAGACAGUGGAAAAGGAUCUUCACCACUGCUUUAAUUUUGAGGCUCCACAGGUUGAGGGUGAAUCAGUGCAAAAGAUCAGAGUAGAGGUCAAAGGGGAAAGUUUUAAGAUGACAGAGGAAAGGAGAGUGAUGUUUAAAUCCUAUGAUACAUUGACUUUUAUCCAGACUGAUAAACCCAUCUACAAUCCAGGCCAAACAGUGAAUUUCAGAGUUGUCACUAUGGAUUCUAAUUUUGUCCCACUUAAACAAAAGUACAGCACAGUGUUCCUUCAGGAUAAUCAUAGGAACAGGAUUGGUCAGUGGACAAAUGUGUCCUCGCCAGGUCUGAUACUGCAGCUUUCUCAUGAGCUAAAUGCUGAAGCUCCACAGGGAGAAUAUCAGUUACAUGCUGAGAUUGGAGACAGAUUGAUCACACACCAAUUUAAAGUGGAAAAGUAUGUUUUACCCAAGUUCGAGGUUACAUUAAAAGCACCAGAAGAACACAGCGUUGAUGAAGAAGAAGUGAAGCUAGAAGUUUGUGGAAAGUACACUUAUGGACAACCAGUAUCUGGUCAAGCAGUGGUUCAGGUGUGCCGGCAAUUUAGGCAGCAUUAUUAUGAGCCACGGAUGAUUUCACCCUGUCUGAGUAUGGAGAUGGAUUUGACUGGCUGUGCACUUCUUGUCAUCAAUAUAUCAACCUUCAUGAAUAAUGAAUUUGAAUACAGAUUUGAUGAUCAACUUCAACUUUCUGUUACACUUACAGAGGAAGGAACAGAUAAUUCCAUACUAAAAUCUGAUAGGAUAAGACUUACUUUCGAAAUUGGUAAAGUGGAAAUCCUUGAUUCACCAAAAAACUUUGAACGGGAAAAAGCUAUAGAAGGAAGUAUUAAAGUUACUACCUACAGUGGAACACCAAUUCCAAACAAGAAGGUGUAUCUUUCAGAAGGUGAACGGUGGUCACGAACGCAACUACUCAAUCUUACUACAGAUAGUAAUGGUAUGGCAAACUUCUCAGUCCCUUCACCUGAACAUCCUGAAACAGAAAUAUUAUUGAGGGCAAGUGUCUAUCCAGAGGAAAAAUACCACCCAUACAAAACACCAUUCUUUUCAACUGCAGAAAAACAUAUACAGCUGCUCCAACCUGCUACACCUUACAGUCCAGUUUUCAGUGAACUCUCAAUAGAGAGCUCAGAGGAACCAUUUAAAUGUGGUGCUGAAAUUCCCAUAACCAUUAACUACUAUAUUGUUGGGGAAACUGCUGAAAAUUACAGCAUUGAUAUUAUAUACAUGGUCUUAUCUAAAGGAGCCAUAGUCCAUCAUGGGCAUGAGACUGUUGAAGUGGAAGAGUCUACGGGUGUCAGAAAAGGAAAAGUCUCAUUUAACCUAUCUGUUCAUGUUGAGCUAGCUCCUGUAGUGCAGGUUGUAGUGUACUCUGUCCUGCCCAGUGAGAACAUCAUUGCUGCUAGCAAGAACUUUGAAAUUGAAAAAUGUUUCAGAAAUAAGGUUUCGCUACAGUUCUCUCCCUCCAAGGCAGUUCCAGGUGAGAAGAACAAUCUUGAUGUUUCAGCUCAUCCUGGAUCAUUGUGUGGCCUCAGUGCAAUAGAUCAGAGUGUGUUCCUCUUGGAAUCUGGAAACCGCCUAAACGCUGACAAGAUAUUUAAUUUGUUGCCAGUGACAUCGGCAUCAGAUUAUCCCUAUACAAUUGAAGAUCAGCUGGAGUGCUUGCAUGUUAGACCCCAGCGGCAUGUACAGGUUGACCAUGUAUACAAUACAUUAAAGGGAGUGGGGCUGAAGAUGGCAACAAAUUUGGCUGUUAGACAACCUCAUUGUUUGAUGUACAAGGGCAAACAGUAUCAUCGUGAACGGAUAUAUGGAAUUGCAUACAGGAAUUUCGCUCAUCCAGUUGCAUUAGCAGAUUUUCAUCAAAGAUAUGAACCCAUCAAGACAGUUCGUAAAUUCUUUCCAGAAACUUGGAUAUGGCAACUUCUUGAAGUUGGAGACUCUGGAUCAGUACCGCUUCCUGUCACUGUUCCUGACACUAUCACCACUUGGGAGACAGAGGCUUUCUGUGUGUCCUCUAGGGGUCUGGGUUUGGCUCCUCCUGUUCAGCUCACUGUGUUUCAGCCCUUCUUCCUGGAGCUCUCAUUGCCCUACUCCAUUAUCCGGGGAGAGGUUUUUGAGCUGAAGGCCACUGUCUUCAGUUAUCUUUCUAAAUGCAUUAUGGUUAAAGUGACUCCAGCCCCUUCCUUAGAUUACACUCUGGAACCAUCUUCUGAUGGCGAGUAUUCAUCCUGCCUGUGUGAAAAUGGAAGAAAGACCUUCAAAUGGACUCUAAUUCCCUCUGUGCUUGGAGUCUUGAAUGUGACAGUGAGUGCAGAGGCAGAACAAUCCCAGACCGUGUGUGAUAAUGAGAUUGUAAGUGUUCCAGAGAGAGGCCGUAUUGACACAGUUAUACGAAGCCUCAUUGUGCAGGCUGAAGGAACCGAAAAUACAAAGAGCCAAAGCUGGUUAUUAUGCCCACAAGGCAACAGUGUUUCAGAGGAAUUGGAGCUGACUCUUCCUGAGGAUGUAAUAGAUGGAUCAGCACGAGCUUCUGUUUCAGUGCUUGGAGACAUACUUGGCCGUGCAUUAAAAAAUCUGGAUGGACUGUUAAGGAUGCCAUAUGGCUGUGGAGAACAAAACAUCGCUAUCCUUGCCCCCAAUAUCUACAUUCUUCAGUAUCUAGAGAACACUGAGCAGCUCACCACGGAUGUCCGUGAGAAGGCUAAUGGUUUCCUUAAGAGUGGUUACCAGAGGCAGUUAAACUAUAAGCAUUUUAGUGGUGGAUAUAGCACAUUUGGCAGUGGAGAGGAGAACACAUGGUUAACUGCGUUUGUCUUAAAGACUUUUGGCAAAGCACAACAUUUCAUCUUUAUUGAUCCAGACAUCAUUAACAGUGCAAAGCAAUGGCUCAUAAGUAUGCAGAGAUCAGAUGGCUGUUUUAUACAACAUGGAAAAUUGUUCAAUAAUAGAAUGAAGGGUGGUGUAAAUGAUGAAGUGACCAUUACUGCCUACAUCACUGCAGCAUUCCUUGAAUUGGGCAUUACAGUAAGAGAUCCUGUUGUGAAUAAAGGGCUGUUGUGCCUAAAAUCUUCUAUUCAUAACCUGACAAACACCUACACCACUGCGCUCUUGGCCUACACUUUCAGUCUGGCUGGAGAGAAGGAAAUUCGGGAGCAGCUACUAAAAGAUUUGGAUAAUGUUGCUAUUGUUGGAGAUGGUCAUCUUCACUGGUCUCAGUCAGCAUUAGAUGAGUCCGGGUCAUUGUCAGUGGAAAUCAGUUCCUAUGUGCUGCUAGCAGUUCUUACCACAGGCCAACUUACUGCUGCCAAUUUGGGCUAUGCUAAUAGGAUAGUCAGCUGGCUGGUGAAGCAGCAAAAUCCCUAUGGAGGCUUUUCCUCCACCCAGGACACAGUCGUGGCUCUCCAUGCUCUGGCUUUGUACUCCACUAAAGUGUUCAGCUCAGAAGGCUCUAGCACCGUAACUGUAAAGUCAGCUGGACACAGUCACAACUUUGAUGUGAACCAGAACAACAAGUUACUGUACCAAGAAAGAUCAUUGCAAGAUGUUCCUGGCAGAUACAGCAUAGACGUGACGGGCUCCGCCUGCGUGUCAGUGCAGACAGUACUUUUCUACAAUGUCCCCACACCUACUGAAAUCAGUACACUUGACGUUACAGCGAAUACUGAGGGAAACUGCACAAAAUCAUUUGGUCACAGUUUGACCAUCAGGUUCUCUGUCCAAUAUAAUGGGGAACUAAACAGCACUAACAUGGUCAUAGUGGACAUAAAACUGUUAUCAGGUUUCACAGCAGAUCCUGGUGAACUACAAAACCAGAUUAUGGUUGAACGAGUUGAUUCCAAGGAUGAGCAUAUUAUCAUGUAUAUAAAAGAGCUUGAAAGGAAUAUUCCUAUCAACUAUCAUCUACACAUUAAACAAAUGCUGCCUGUCAAAAAUCUCAAGCCAGCUGUGAUCAAAGUUUAUGAUUACUACCAAACAAAUGACCAGUCUGAAACGAAGUACACCUCCCCCUGUGUCUAAGCUUCCAGAUCUGCAUUAAAGAUUCAGAAAACCUCUGGAUAUCUUCUUUGUGCUGUGUUUUUCCUUUAAAAGCAAAAUGAAAUUUUGCAUAUAUGUAUAUGUAUGUGUGUAUGUUCCAUCUAAACACACAGAAUACACACAGAAUACAAUCAUGUACUUAUGUACUCAUGGUUUAGACAAUAUUUUAGCAAUUUUCCCUUAGUAAGAGCAUUCACAAUAGGAACAUUUAAAAUAUAAGCUCUUGUUGAGUCGGUCAUUUAGUUCAAUCCAUGAUCUUCAGCUGGUUUUUUUUUUUUGGUCCACUUGAUAGUAAAGCUGAAUUCUCCUGCAUCUAAACAAAUGUACACAGUGCCUUGCUUUGUAUUCAUCUCCCCUGAAAUUUUGUCUUCUGAAUAAAAUAAAUUUUCUCUUGAAAUAAA
Messenger RNA from Hemibagrus wyckioides, 4774 nucleotides. Its product is annotated as alpha-2-macroglobulin-like. The coding region runs from base 3 to 4355 and encodes 1450 amino acids. Lineage: Eukaryota; Metazoa; Chordata; Actinopteri; Siluriformes; Bagridae. The record is from RefSeq and is a predicted model, not a curated record. Gene Ontology annotation, cellular component: extracellular region. The transcript has 34 exons. Gene Ontology annotation, molecular function: endopeptidase inhibitor activity.